AUGAAAGUCUUCAAGUGCGUUUUCUCUGGAGAUGAGCUCUGCUCAGACUCUUACCCCCAUCUCGUACCUUUCGGGGACGACGCGUUCAAGGACGUGGCGUUCGAGGUCAAGGGGAGCCGCGUGACGAAGGCAGCUGAGGAUUUCGGAAUUGCUGACAACAGCGAGGAAGGAGAGGGCGGUGUUGAGGAUACAGCUGAAACGGUGAUUGACAUAGUGAAUGCGUUUCACCUGAGCGAGACAACAUUAACAAAGAAAGAUUUCACAACAUAUAUAAAAGGAUAUUUGAAACGUGUUAUGGAUUACCUUCAAGAGAACAAUCCUUCUCGUGUUGAACCCUUUAAGAAUGAAUCUGCUGCACUUGUGAAGAAAAUUCUCGGCAGCUUCGAUGAUUUUCAGUUCUUUAUGUCUGAAAGCAACGAUUUCGAGGCCUCUCUGGUGUAUGCAUACUACAAAGAUGAGGAAACAGCACCGAGAUUUAUUUAUUUGAAAGAUGGGCUUAAAGAAGAAAAAUAUUAA
Messenger RNA from Eimeria mitis, 516 nucleotides. Its product is annotated as translationally-controlled tumor protein, putative. NCBI's taxonomy places the organism in Eukaryota, Apicomplexa, Conoidasida, Eucoccidiorida, Eimeriidae. Gene Ontology annotation, molecular function: calcium ion binding. The transcript is spliced from 3 exons. Gene Ontology annotation, cellular component: cytoplasm. The coding region runs from base 1 to 516 and encodes 171 amino acids. The record is from RefSeq and is a predicted model, not a curated record.